UUUACAUAUAAAAGACAAAGACUGUGUGGCUCUGGAGGUGCGGUACCACAAAAGCUGUUACAGUCAGUACACCAUGUUUUUGCUGAGACCUGACAAACCAGAGACAGAACAGGAUGAGGCAAUGUUUGAUGCCAGUUACAAGCUGUUCUGUGAGAGGAUCAUCCGCCAGAGGCUGCUUGUCAACAAUGAGGUGCUUAGAAUGGGCCAGCUGAGGCAGGCCUUCAUUGACAUGGUGAAAGCAAACGAAGGUGUUGAUGCUUCAAACUACAGACAGGAUCUGUUGAAGAAGAGGCUGGCUCAAGAUUUCCCUCAGCUAGCGUUUCACAUGCCCACCAAGCGCAACGUCUGCGAACUGGUUUUUGCUGAGACUCUGUCAAAGGAUGCACUCGUGGACAUGCUACCAGAUCCAUCCGGUACGGAAACAACACAGUCCAGUGAAUUGAGCCAGACAGACAGCGACAAUGAAACAGGGAGAACAAAGUGCCAAACAACACAUGAGGACACAAGGACACUGUAUACAGCAGCGUUGUUUUUGAAAAGACUGCUUAGUGACACUCCUGGCAUGUCAUGCCCAUGGCCUCCCACUUCUGAAAAUGUAAAUGUCACUGAAUCUCAAACUGUUGUCCCCAUUGGACUAUACAAUCUGCUCAGCUGGAUUAUAGGUUCCACUGAGGAGCCAACACUGGAUCAUUAUGUCAACAUUGAUGAUGACGUACAUUUGAAAGUGUUGUCUGUUUGUCAAGACAUUGUGUACCUUGCUUCCAAGGGCCGCAAGCAGACACCCAAGUCCUUGGCUUUAGGUUUAACUGUUCGACAUUUAACUGGAUCAUCACGCAUUGCAUCACUGCUUAACAGACUGGGACAUUGUGCAUCAUGGGACACAGUUUUGAGUCUAGACACUAGCCUUGCCCAACUGACACUAGUAGAAGUGUCACAUCACUCAUAGAUACGUUUGUUUUUGGUACUAGAACAGAGUAUAAUCAGCAGGACUCUUUUAACCAGCUGAGGCAAUCACAGCACCA
Gymnodraco acuticeps is the source of this 1022-nucleotide messenger RNA. RefSeq lists its product as uncharacterized. Bases 74 to 946 code for a protein of 290 amino acids. The transcript is spliced from 3 exons. The record is from RefSeq and is a predicted model, not a curated record. Lineage: Eukaryota; Metazoa; Chordata; Actinopteri; Perciformes; Bathydraconidae.